ACGUCGCUGUUCGGUUACUAGCGUGCUUUGGAUCGAUACCAGUUUCCAGAUGAGUUGUGAAGGGGAGCAGGGACUGGAGGCUGUGAUUCAGAAGCUUGGGGAGUCACUGCUUAACCCAGAUAGCAGUACAGAGGAAACGACUGGCACUGUGCGUGAGAAUGAGGAGUCCAACAGCACACCAGUUCCUGCCCGCAUCCGGGAGAUCAUCACUAGAAACCUGGUGGAAACGCCCACAGCCGAGAGCGGUGAGUUGGAGGAGAACCGGCUGCUGAGAGAUCUGCCUUCUCAGAUGUACACAGACAGAGACCAGCUGAUCAGCAGGCAGGCUGCUCUCACCACCAGGCUGGAGCAGAUGCUGUUGCAGCAGUCAGGAGAUUCAGACCAGCAGAGUGUAUCUGGUGCAGAGCAAGGCUGGCUGAGAGAAGAAAGCAGAUCUUAUAGACUGAAGCUGCAAGCCUAUCAGGAGAGCCAACACAGACAGGCCCAGCUGGUGCAGAAACUACAGGCUAAGUUGCUCCAGUAUAAGAAGAGGUGUGGAAGUCUAGAGCAGCAGGUGUUGGAGAAAACCUCUGAGUCUGAGAAACUGAGGCUCUCGCUGCAGUCUCACCUAGAUUCCUCAGCACACCGUCUCCAACGCUUUGAGCAGGAGCACAGCCUAAACGUCCAGAGUAAACUCGCCCUGUUGGAGGACGAACAGAAACGGUGUUCUGGUUUGAGCCAGGUCAAUGCGCUGCUCCGGGAACAACUUGAACAAGCUAACGAAGCCAAUCAGGCCCUGACGGAGAGCCUGCAGAAAGCACGAGAAGAGGCAGAACAGAGGGACACGCGACUGAGGAGGGAACUUGAGAUGAGUACCUCCCGAAAUGGCCGCGAGCAGGCCCGUGUGCGAUCUUUGUGGCGUCAGACUGCCUUUCUCCGAAGUUCGUUUACCCAGCUGCGGGCUUUUGCUGAUAGGAGUCUGUCGGACAUGCGAGCAGAGUGCGCAGUGACUGGUCGGCGUCUUCAUACAGCAUGUGUGAAUUUGGAGGCUAGUAUGAGCCAGCACAGUACCCCCGUAAACAAUGGAGUGUCAGCAAUGGAGAGUCAGCUGAGAGACAAGCUGAGAGAGGCUAUGCAGCUGCAGGCCCGCUUUGAUGCAGAGAAAGUAGAGUUUAGCUCCAGAAUCCUGGAAUUGGGGGAAAUGGUGAAGGACCUCCGAGCACAGAACAGUGUGAAAGAAGUCAAUCUGACAGCAUUGCAGAGCAAAUUGGACAGGAUGGAAAUAAGUUGGUCUGAAGACAGAAUCGAGAGGGAUGCCUUACACAGCGAGAUCAGCAGUUUUCAACAGAUACUCCACAACAUUAAUCAGGUGGUUUGUGGAGAGGGUUGCUUAGAUUUAACAAAAGAUGAGCAGACUCCUUCCUCUGUUUCUGCAGUAUCUAUUUCCUCUUCGAAAAGAGACAGUAUUCUGAUAGCUGUCCAGAGAGUCUUUUUACAUCAACAGGCAAAGAUUCAGGACCUGCAAGCACGUCUGGAGGCUUCCAUGGAACAGGUUGCCACGUUGCGAGAUCAGCUGCAUGUGGGAGAUGGUGAACGACGAAAACUUGGACAGAGAAUCAAGGAACUGGAGCAGGAGAACCAGCUGUUGGAGAGAGCUGAGGAGGAAAGCACCAGAGAUGCCCAAAGAUACUGCACUUCACUAGGUUUAGUCACAAGUGAAAAAGUAGAGCUGGAGAGGCAGCUCUCAGCACUGCAGCAGCAGUUGGAGUGUGUACAAGCAGAGAAGGAAGGCAUGAGAAGUUCCUCUCUGGAUGUUCAGAGAGAGAGAGACCUCCUCAGGCAGCAGAGGGAGGACCUGGAGAGGCAGCUGGCUAGAGAAUGUUCUGAAUCUGACAGGGGACGACACACUCUGGAACAGCUAGAGACAAGACACUCUGAUGUGCGUAAAGAACUGGUCACACUAAAAGAGGGUCUGAGUCAGCUUACUUUACAGAAAGAGGUUCUGGAGGAUGAAAAGAGCAGUCUUGCGCAGGCUCUCUCUAGGGUGGAGGCCCUGAAUGCUGAACAGGAACUGGCACUCACCAAACUGCGAAGCGAGGAUGCAGGGCUACAGGACUCCCUGGCCAAGAUGGGAGCACUGAGUGAGGGAUUGGCAAAAGAUAAGGUCGAACUGAACCGUCUUCUCCUACAGGUCGAGGCUGAGAAGGCAGAGCUUGGUGAACGCAGACGGGAGGCAGAGUUAGAGAGAGCGGCAGCCCGGGAGGAGCUAGCUCGCCUGCAGCAGGAGCUGUUAGACAUGACAGCGGAGAAGCAUGCUCUGGAGGCCUCAUACAUUCAGCUCCAAGAAGCCAGAGUGACCCAAGAUGCAGAGUACAGUCUCCUCCAGAGGGAGAAAAGCACAGCCCUGGAGCAGCACACCCAGGUCAGUAAGCAGAAGAAAGCCCUGCAAGAACACUUGAGCGCAUGUCGCAGGGAAGCGGAGCUGAGUGCUGCCUCACUGCAGAGGACUUGCAAAGAGAGAGACGAACUGGCAAGGGACAAAGCCAAUCUCACUGUGCAACUCACCUCAGAGCAACACAAAUCCAAGGGCCUAGCCCAAGACCUCGCUUCUCUGCGGGCUGAAAGAGAGUCUCUAGAGUCAGGCCUUUUCGAAGGACAGGAACUGGCCUCAUCGCUGGAGGCCAAUCAGGCUAGGCUUGAGGGAGAGAAAGCUAGUCUACAGCAGGCUAACGAGGCUUUGAUGCGUGAGCUGUCUAGCAUUCAGAGUGAACUAGAGCAACAUAUGACCCGGGCUUUGCAGGAAAAACAGGCAUUAGAGUUAAAGCUUGCUCAGACUGAGAGAAACGCACAACAAACCCUCAUUACCUCACAACAAAGCCAUCAGGAACAACUGCAAACUGAAAGAAAGAACAAGGAACGCAUGCGUGCACAGAGGGAGCAGGCAAAGUCGCAACUGCAAGCUGAGUGCGCGGAGCUGCGCAUGCAGAGUCGCAGAGAGUUGCAGCAGCUGCAGGAAGAACUGGCCAAACUGCAGCAACACUGUACAGACAGCCUGCUGCAGGCUGAGAGCCAUAAACAACAGGUCCUUUCUCAGAAGGAGGCAGAGAAAGCAACUCUUACAGAGCGCAUAAUCACCCUGGAGCGUGACAUUGAGACAGCUGCCCUGGAAAAGGAUCGUAUGCGAAGAGACUUCCUGGGUAAACAGGAACAAGACAAGGACACAGUUUUAGGGUUGCAAGCUGAGCUGCAUGGCUUGCGCUGUCGUUUUGAGGAGUCUCUGAGUUCCCGUGAAGUUUCGGAGCGCAGUUUGAAUGACCAGAUCAGAGAGCUGUCAAUGCAGAGGCAGGAGGCUCAGCAAGAGGUGGAGCGGUUGAGGAGGGAGCUGAGUGAGGUGGAGGAGAGCAGGGACUCUGGUCGUAAGGAACUGAUCGAGGCCCAUCAAGAGCUGAGGGAGUGUUUGCAGGUCAGGGAUGCUGAACGGCGUGAGACCUUGGAACUGAAGAGAGCUUUAGGAGAUGCUGUGAGAGAGAAAGAGGCCAUCCAGACUUCCAACCAAGAACUCCGAACAGCUGUGAAGAGGACGGAGUUUGAAAACAACAGUUUAAAGCGAGCGGGAGAGGAAAAGGAACAAAGGCUGUCAGUGUUAGAGGAGUGUAAAUCCUCCCUCCAGCAGGAGGUGCUGAAGCUGAGAACCAACAUGCGUGAGCUAGAGAAAUGUCACCUGCAGGCGCGCAGAGAGCUGCAGGAACUGCGCAGACAGGUAAAGACACUGGAGGGUCAGUGCACUCAGCAAGGGCAGGAGCUGAAUGAGAUGCAGUCCAGACUGACUCACGAAGAGCAGAGAGAAGAGGAAAUGAGAAGGGAGACCUUUACUCUCAGACAAAGAGUACUGGAGAGUGAUGCUGGCAGAGAGGCAGCCCUAAAGGAGGCUGCAGGCUUGCAAAGGCGUGUAGCUGAACUGGAAGAAGCACAGCACCAGGAGAGGGAGUUACAGCAACAACGGGAUGCCAAUAAUCAGGAAAGCCAACUGAAGCAGCGUGAGGAGUCGGCUCGCUUGGAGGGGGCACUGCAGGAAGCCCAGGCCCAGUUCAGGGAGCUAGGUCUGAAAGUCAGUCUAGCAGAGGUCCGAGCCCAAGGGCUGGAAGAACAACUGGGACAGAAUGACGCCAAACGGAGAGAUCUUGAGCACAGGCUGAACAUUCUCAGUUCUACCCUGAGACGUACACUUGGAAGUGGCCGUGGAAGACGUUCACCCACCCCUGGGGAACGUGGACGGAGCCUCUCACCAUGGAGAACUCGCUCACCUGUGAAAGGUGAAAUCAUGUUAGAUGAGACUGGGAUAGGCGGGUUGCCGGUUUGUUCUCUGUCCCCCUCCCGUGGAGAGGAUGGAGAGUUGGAUCUGGACUCAGUUCAGAUGUCACUGCACAACUUCCAGCAAGAACUCAGGGAAACACAGAGAGACCGGGAUGAGGCCCAGGCACAGGUGCAGACUCUCAGCAAACAGGUGGAAAGCCUGCAAGCCAGUCAGGAGAGAAGCAACUCACGUAUACAGAUGCUGAAACAAUCUAUUAGAGAGCUGGAGGAGGGAAAGCGUGAGCUGGCCGAGCACUUAGAGGGGACACAAAAAUCCCUCUCUGUACGGGAUGAAACAGUUCAGCGUGGAGAAAGAGAGAAGAGGAUUAUGAGUGAAGAGUUGGCCAAAUUGAGGAACAGCCUUCAGAUAUCUGAGAAAGAGGCCAAAGAACUGCAGGAGAAGCUGGAGCACUCCCAGGCCUCUGAGGAAGGUCUGGAUGCUGAGCGUCGCCGUAUAAAGGAAAUGUGUGAGGCUGCGGAGGCUCGAGCCACCAGGCUGGAUCUCAUGCGGCGAGGGCUGGAGGGAGAGCUGCAGCGUGCCCAGCUCCGAGCCACAGAGAUGGAGACGGAGGUCAGCUUAUUGCAGGAACGCCUCGCCAACCUCCGCAGAGAGCUGGGAGAUAGUGAAGAGCGUGCUGCCCUUUUGAAGAUUGAGGGUGAGAGGUUGGCGACUGCCCUGGCACACACAGAACUGCAAGAGACCCAGUUAAGGGAGCAACUGCAGGCUAUGACUACAUCCCUGACCGACAGCAAUUCUGCUGCUGGAGCAGCACGGGAUCAGGCCGCACAACUGCAGCGAGCUCUCACAGCCAGUGAGCAUGACCGGAAGAUGCUGCAGGAAAGGCUGGAUAAGACACGGGAGGCACUGACAGACAGUAGGAAGCAAAAUCAUGGCCUGAGUGAGAGACUACAAAGCCUGCAGAGAAGUCAGGAAGAGUCAGAGCUCAGGGUCUUCGAACUGGACAAACAGACACGCGGCCUGCAGAAGGCUGUGAGACAGAGGCAACAGGCUGAGCUGGAGAUGCAAGAUAGCUAUGCGCUCCUGAAGGGAGAGAAAGGCCAGCUUCAGGAGCAGUUAGCUGCCCUGCAAACUACUGUCCAUCAGGUGGAGGUAGAGAAAGCUGAGAUGGAGAGGAUGCUGCUCCGUUUGGGCAAAGACAAGUCCUCUCUAAAACGUACCCUGGAGAAGGUGGAACAGAAUCGCCAGAGGAAGGAGGAGGAAGCAUUGCAUGCUGGACGAGAGGAGAGAGAACAGCAUGAACAAAAAAUUAGAAUUCUAGAGCAAGAGUUGAGCGGAACUCAGGCUGAAAUUCAUGCACUACAGUCCCAGAUCUCUAUCCUGGAGCAAACUCACUCCCAGAGGCUACUGGAAGUGACGGCUCGCCACAGGCAAGAGCUCGACCUAGAGACGGAGCGGAUGAGGGACACCCAGCAGCAGGCAGAGAGAGCUUUGGAGGCUCGGGAGAAAGCCCACCGCCAGAGGGUUCACUGCUUGGAGGAACAGGUGUGCACACUGAAGGAGCAACUGGAACAGGAGAUGAAGAGGAGGCAAGCGUAUAUGAGGCAAAUGCUCAGAUUGGGGCUCUAAAAACCACUUUGGCUUGGGAUUGACCACUGGCAGCUUUGUGUCACCAAACAUCUAAAAGGCCCUAUAACCAACGAAAGACCGCUAGUGCAUACAUAGAUGGACUUACGCAAUGAACACACAGAGAUAUGCUUUUUUCCAAAAAACUAAAAUCACUGGUCUCAGGGAGAAUUGUUGGACUACAUUUGCACAAACACUUUAAGUAAACCUGAUCAACACCAUAAGAACCCAAUAACAACAAACAAAGAGUUUGCUGUUUCUCAAAUUGUUUCUCAAUUGCCAAAUUUUUUAAGGAUUUGUGCAGCAAAUUGUUGAAAAAGGCCAUAAAUCUACCUUAAGUCUUUUUCUGUUCAUCAUUGUGCAUUUAGUACAAUCACAGCUCUAUACUACACACAAGCGCAUGCAUAGACACACUCCCCCACACACUUAAUCACAUCUGUACCUAUUUUAAACAUCACCUCGCAAACUGUUAAUCACCACACAAUUAUUCUGUCUUUACUUUGACAUGUCUAAUACUCUGUUACCUAUAUGAUUGCUUUGAUUAUUAUUUAAUCACACAAAACCAUUUUGAGCAUAAAGGACAUAUUAUUUUAGUAAAUUAGCUUAACUAAAUCAGGACCGAAAAUGAUCAGAUAUUUUCUUAUAUAUAAUCAGUAAUAUCAGUAGUAUCUGUUAUGUGUGUUAAUAUGAUUCUUAAUCAUUAAUCUGAAUAACUGAAUAUCAUUCCAUAUAAUAACUGAUUUGUUUAAACAUGUAAUUUUUACGAGUCAAUAAAACAUACAAGAGAUUUAA
Myxocyprinus asiaticus (Chinese sucker) is the source of this 6709-nucleotide messenger RNA. RefSeq names its product rootletin-like. The record is from RefSeq and is a predicted model, not a curated record. Lineage: Eukaryota; Metazoa; Chordata; Actinopteri; Cypriniformes; Catostomidae. The coding region runs from base 50 to 5920 and encodes 1956 amino acids. The transcript has 37 exons.